CCAAAUACCAAAGAUUUUUUCAUGUCUUCAUGCUGCACCCUUAGUAUUUAACUUCACAUUUCAACACCUAAAAUCCACACAUCUUGAUAGCUAGAUACACUGAAACUGAGAUACUCUUAGGAUGGCUUACAUGUUUCCGAGACCGCUCCUAUGUGUUCUCGUAACAAUUCUUUUCGUUCACGAUUUAUGCCUUGUUGAAACGUCUACAAAGUAUGCUUUUAUGAAAGAAGCAACAAAAGCUCCCAAAGUUUCAUUCUAUGACUACAUUGUCAUCGGGGGAGGCACGGCUGGAAUCCCGUUAGCCACCACGUUAUCUGCAAACUACUCGGUUUUACUUCUCGAACGCGGUGGCUCACCUUACGGAAAUCCCAACAUUACCCAAGUAAUGAAUUUUGGAUCCUAUUUCUUGGAUACAUCUCCAAAUUCUCCCUCUCAGCGGUUUAUUUCAGAAGGAGUUAUAAACGCGCGUCCGCGAGUCUUGGGUGGUGGUACUGCUAUUAAUGCUGGUUUUUAUUCGCGUGGCGAAUCAAAGUUUAAUAAGGAAGCUAGAUUAAUGGACAAAAGAUUGAUUCGCGAGUCUUACGAAUGGGCAGAAAAGGUAAUGGUUUCUAAGCCUGAACCGAAGAAGUGGCAGUCCGCGUUUCGAGCUGCACUAGUGGAGGCUGGAGUCAAACCCGACAAUGGGUUUAGUUAUGAUCAUAUCGUUGGGACUAAACUGGCUGGUUCGAUUUUUGAUGAACAUGGGACGCGACAUACCGCUGCUGAUUUGUUGCAAUAUGCAAAUCCUAAAGGGUUGUCUGUUCUUCUACAUGCAACUGUUGAAAAAAUCUUAUUUAAGACCAAAGGGAAAUCAAGGCCGUUGGCUUAUGGCGUCGCGUUUAAAGAUUCAUUCGGGAAUAAGCACAAGGCUUAUCUAAAAGGUGGAAAAAAGAAUGAAGUCAUAUUAUCUGCUGGUGCUCUAGGAAGCCCACAACUUUUGAUGUUGAGUGGCAUAGGUCCAAAAGAACAACUUGAUGCCCAUAAGAUUAAAAUCGUGCUCGAGCAACCUUUUGUUGGUAAAGACAUGGCGGAUAACCCAAUGAACACAAUCUUCAUUCCUUCUCCUGUUGCAGUCGAGCCAACCAUAGUCCAACUUGUUGGUAUUACUCGGUUUGGUAGCUACAUCGAGGAUGCUGGUGGAAAUAAUUUUAUCUUCGCGGACCCAUCAGCUUAUCAGGGAUUUUCCCCUCAGAUGGGCGGGUUUAUGAUUGAGAAAAUUAGCGGUCCACUAUCAAAAGGUGAACUAAGGAUUAAAAACCUUAAUCCAGCUGACAACCCGUCGGUAACAUUCAACUACUUCAAGGAACCAGCAGAUUUGCAAAAAUGUGUCAAGGGGAUUCGAACCGUUCUAAAAGCAAUAGAAUCGAAAGCAUUCUCAAACUACAAGUAUGCCAAUAUGACCAGCAAAGAUAUUCUUGAUCUAAACUUGAGAUUACCAAUGAAUCUACGCGUACAUGGUAAAACAAGUUGGUCAUUAGAACAAUAUUGCAAGGACACCGUAAGGUCUAUGUGGCACUAUCAUGGUGGUUGUCAUAUUGGACAAGUAGUUGAUCCCGAAUACAAGGUUCUUGGAGUGGACGCGCUUAGAGUAAUCGAUGGAUCAACGAUACUUAACACUCCAGGAACUAAUCCUCAAGCUAGUGUUUUGAUGCUUGGAAGGUACAUGGGAGUUACAAUACUAGGCCAGUGGCUUGCAAGGGAAAAUAACAAGACUUAUUAGUGAGUCUUACAUUUUUGUUCACACCAACUUCAAGUUUGUAUUUUUGUUAUUCAAUUCUCAACGUACGUACUACAACAAUAAUAAGUCUUAUUUGGUUGGUUUAAAUAGAUGACACGUUCCAAGAUACAA
Helianthus annuus (common sunflower) is the source of this 1888-nucleotide messenger RNA. RefSeq names its product protein HOTHEAD. Lineage: Eukaryota; Viridiplantae; Streptophyta; Magnoliopsida; Asterales; Asteraceae. Gene Ontology annotation, molecular function: oxidoreductase activity, acting on CH-OH group of donors; flavin adenine dinucleotide binding. The record is from RefSeq and is a predicted model, not a curated record. Bases 122 to 1759 code for a protein of 545 amino acids. The transcript has 5 exons.